This is a messenger RNA of Strongylocentrotus purpuratus (purple sea urchin), 6128 nucleotides long. RefSeq names its product potassium voltage-gated channel subfamily H member 1. Gene Ontology annotation, biological process: potassium ion transmembrane transport; regulation of membrane potential. Gene Ontology annotation, cellular component: membrane. The coding region runs from base 69 to 2927 and encodes 952 amino acids. Gene Ontology annotation, molecular function: voltage-gated potassium channel activity. The record is from RefSeq and is a predicted model, not a curated record. Lineage: Eukaryota; Metazoa; Echinodermata; Echinoidea; Camarodonta; Strongylocentrotidae. The transcript has 10 exons.
GUUUUAUUCUAGCCAACGCGAGGGUAGUGGACUACCCUAUAGUCUUUAGCAACGAUGGGUUUUGUAAAAUGACGGGUUUCAACCGAGCAGACUGUAUGCAGAGGAGUAGCACCAUCAAUUUCAUGUAUGGAGAAUUGACCAAUCAAGAUGGCGUCAAAACCGCCCAGGAGGCCUUCGAAAAACAAGAAGCAGUUCAAGUGGAGUUACUCAUCUACAAGAAGAGCAGGACGCCGAUGUGGACCUUAGUACAGAUCGCGCCAGUCAAAGAUGACAGGGAACAAGUGGUCUUAUUCCUCUGUGUGUUCAAAGACAUCACGGCACUCAAGCAUCCGAUUGAAGACAAUGCCGCUAAGGGUGUGGGUCGGUUUGCAAAGCUUGCACGGACAGUUACCCGGAGUCGAUCCGUGUUAGUACAGGUCGCUCAACAUCUACCAAAUAUGAAGCAAGAGCAAACAAAGCAGGCACAGAUUUCACAAAUUUCACAUAUGAUGACCCUUGAUGCUGAGGUCCUACCGCAGUACAAGCGAGAAGCCCCCAAGACACCACCACAUAUCAUCCUUCACUACUGCACAUUUAAGACUAUAUGGGACUGGGUGAUUCUCGUACUGACUUUCUACACAGCAGUUGCAGUGCCUUUCAAUGUGACCUUCAACUAUUCUACUAACAAUGAAUACAUCACUCUUGUAGUCAUCGACGGUAUCGUCGAUAUCGUCUUCUUCAUCGAUGUCAUCCUCAACUUCCACACGACAUUCGUUGGUCCUGCAGGCGAGGUCGUGUCAGAGCCCAAAAUCAUACGCAUGAAUUAUCUCAAAUCUUGGUUUAUUAUCGAUCUCCUAUCGUGCCUCCCUUAUGACGUCAUCAAUGCAUUUCAAAAUUCUAGUAAUAACAAAAUCAGUGGGAUAUUUAGCGCCCUGAAGGUAGCUCGUCUGUUACGGUUGGGACGUGUGGUACGCAAACUCGACCAUUACAUCGAGUACGGGCUCGCCUUCCUCAUCCUGCUCAUGUUAAGUUUCGUCUUGGUCGCCCACUGGUUCGCCUGCAUAUGGUACACGAUCGGGAGGGAAGCCCUAGGACACAACGACACCAAUUCGUGGCUUUGGAAGUUUGGCAACGACAUGCAUAUGCCGUAUAAGAUCUUAGAUAACGGGACAGUGAUCAACGGGCCGGACGUAGGGAUGGAGUAUGUGUCGGCGAUGUACUACACGAUGAGCAGUCUGACCAGCGUCGGGUUUGGGAAUGUGUCGGCGUAUACGACCUACGAACGACUCUUUACCAUCGGAAUGAUGAUCAUUGGAUCUCUGCUCUACGCCUGUAUCUUCGGUAACGUGACCACCAUCUACCAACAAUUCACCCAAAACACAGCCCGGUAUCAUGACAUGCUACAGAACGUCAAAGAGUUCAUGAAGCUGCAUGGAGUCAGCAAACCACUCACCGAACGCGUGCUCGAUUACGUCAUCUCGACAUGGUCGAUGUCAAAGGGCAUUGACACAGAAAAGGUUUUAAGCUAUUGUCCCAAGGACAUGAAAGCAGACGUCUGCGUUCAUCUCAACCGGCGCGUCUUCAACGAGCACCCGUCCUUUCGAUUGGCCAGCGAAGGUUGUUUGAGGGCCCUGGCCAUCAGCUUUCAAAUGAGCCACAGUGCCCCGGGUGAUCUGCUAGUACACAGUGGUGAAAGUAUUGACUCACUGUGUUUCGUGGUCGCUGGCUCACUGGAGGUCGUACAAGAUGACGAGGUGGUUGCUAUCCUAAGUAAAGGUGAUGUAAUCGGAGAUUCAUUCUGGAAAGAGCUAAACCUUGGACAGUCAGCUGCUAAUGUCAGGUCAUUGACGUACUGUGAUCUUCAUAGCAUCACGAGGGAUGAUCUUCUAGAUGUCCUUGAUUUCUACACGCAAUUUGCCACUUCGUUCGCUCGCAACAUGGUGCUUACCUACAACCUCAGACGCAGGCUCAUUUUCCGGAAAGUAGCUGAUGUCAAAAGGGAACAGGAAGAGGCAGAGAAACGGAAGAACGAGCCUCCAAUACCAGCUGAUCAUCCUGUCAGGAAGAUGCUCAAUAAGUUUCGGAAACUCAGUGACGUACCUGAUAAAAAGCCUCCAGCAUCGGCAAUAAGGAAACCGAGAGGGGAUACAAAGGACAUUGAAAAGGGAGACUCACAUGCUUUGAGCAGAGUUCCUGAGCACCAAACGCCACCGCCUUUAGCAGCGAUUGGGAGGGUUAAAUCUGUAAAAAUGCCAGACGCACCGGUAAAAAGACAAGACAGUACUAAAGAAGUGCCCGAAACCAAAUGGGGACCGUUAAAGAAGAUACCUCUUCGAAAAGCAGAGAGUACGGACAGUGGGAUCCUCCGCAGUGAACAAAGGCUCGAUGAGAUUGGUAGGAGUGAUAGCAAGGAAGGCAGUAGUUCAGUAAGUGCUGCCAGCUCGGAUAAUCAUCUCUUAUCCAGUCUCAUGGAGAUUAAACUUGAACUGAAGGAGGAGAUCGAGAACCUGGGGAUGAAGAUGAAUCGCUUAGACGAUCAGAUUGCUGACAUCAUCAAAAUCUUCUCACCAGACGUAUCACAGUACUCGUCCAGUAUGGCCAGCUCAAGUAGUUCCCAAAUGGGAUCUUGUAACGAAGUGCCCUUGAGUUCACCACAGAAAUCUCCUAUGGUUGUCCAGGUUAGGGAACAUGGUGAGGCGUCAUCGGACAGUAGCGGUUUGGGUGAGCAAGGAAGCCUUAGUGUGACAUCAACAGGUUCGGCAACAUCAAGGCAAACCAUAUCUAGCAAUGGAGGUCGAAGUCCGACAGCGAUAACCGGGCGUCGGGGACCUCCACCUGUAGAGAACACGUUGAACCUCGUUGAACACGAUACCCAAGCCGAUUCAGGUUCCUCAUCUGAGAUUGAGUCCCCGCCAAGUCCAGGACCAAGGGGCAAUCCAGAAUUUUGAUCUUUCAAACUCUUUGAAAGCACAAAAGAUUAAGGACUUUUUUUAAAUAAAAGGCCAACGGAAACUACAAAAAUAUAUCUUGAAAAAUCCACCCCUUAAUCUUCGAAUUAUCUUGGAUACUUUGGGUAGUGGCAUCAAUAACGGGAAGACUUCACAAUGCACCCUGUCGUAAAGUACAUAUUGACCAAUACUUUGAAAGAACAAAGAUAUCAGUGAGAACAAAAUGUAGUUCAACCAAGUCGUCGCACCCUCACACUGUGGUGCGUAAUUGCCACAGUGUGUCAAAUUAUAAAUUCACCGCCACAGCAGUGUGAAUACAGUCUUUUCACACUGUCAACGCUACAUAAAUAUUACAGAUCAUGUCUAUAGUCCUACUGUGGUGCGUACUCACUUUGAUUUUCUAUGUGACCACAGUGUAAUACAGCAUCCAUACUGUAACAAAACAGAGUGAACAAAACCUGUUCACAUUGUCAACUGGAAUGUCACACUGUGAUGCAGAUACAAUGUGAUUCUCGCUGUGAUCCCAAUAUACUGUGAAAACACUGUGAACACAGUCUGCCCACACGGACAUCAAUGUGGAAAUGUACUGAAUUCUCCUCUGUUGUCACACCGUGAUGUGUACACACUAAGUUUCGUCUGUGGCUGCAGUGUGUGUCGUUGCAUCAUUAUACAGUGGAAACAGUGAGAACAGAGAAAGUGCUCACUGUCCAUAAUAUGAAAGUGUUCCAAAUCUGCUAAGUUAUCACACAAAGAAUGACACUUAUGUUCUUUACAGAAGGGCAACCAUCAUAAUUAUGAGUCAACAAAAUUCUCAACUUCUUUUGCUGAAUAUAUAUCAAGGGUAAAUCUUAGUUGUUGUAUGUUGAUGUGAUAUGUUACUACCCGGAAGGGUAACAACUACCCACAUUUUCUACAUAUUCUUAAUCAUAUCAAUUUAUCAUUGCAUUUACAAGACUUUUUUAUGCUAAUGCCAAAUUCUCCUGUAAUCAUCUUUUUUGUUUUACUUAAUUCAGAAUUAGUUCUUCUUGUUUUUUGGACAGAUCAACACAUUAAAAACGUGUUCUAAAACUCCCUACCAACUGUUUUUGCAGUAUCCUAAGCUGAUUAUGUUAUUUACAGAGACCAAUCCGUAAAUUUACAAAAGUCAGUUUUGCUUUAAAAGUGCAGGUUUAAAAAACAUAAUGAUGUACUGCAAAGACAAAUAUAUAUUAAGUUGUUAGCAUUUAAAGAUGAGCGGGAUACGGAUGUCAUAGAACUCUAGCCCUCUGUGCCCAUAUUCAUAAAACCAUACUAAGCCUAGCUGUCAACUAUGAACUGCAGCCUAUGUAAUUAGUUUACAAUCAGCUUAAUAAGAUUUUAUGAACAUGGGCGCUUGCUUCUAGCAUCAAAUAUUACGGUGUUUUUUUAACGCAAUUCCAAAAAUUCUACCACUCAAUACAUCCGAUCUUUAAACGAAUAAUAUAAAAUCCAAAUCUAAAGUUGUUCCAAUUAAAAUCCUAUCAGCAAUUCUUCGUUUUAACAGAACAAAUCAAUGGCGUGCUGCAGAUACAAAUCAACAACAACACUACACAAAUAAAGAUGAACUAUAACCUCGUGAUUACUUCAUCAAACAAAAUCUACGUAUUGACCUCUUUGUUCAAAUUUAUUUUUCUAUUUUUAGAAAAAGCGUGUACAUAGGUAGAUAUUAAAAUGAUGAAAAUAUUGUAGUAUGCUAAUAUGUUCACUCAUUUUUCUUUGUUAAUGAAGCAUACAUUUCGAACAAGGAUUGGAGAGAUAUUAUGGUUUAUACUUUUAUAUUGAAGGUUAAUUUGUUGCACCAAAUUAGGGGUCAUCUUAUCGGAUAACGAUUUAAUCAAUUUAUACCUCAGCCACACGGCCAAAAUAGUCCGACUCGUCACGAAACUGACCGAUUUCCGAUGGCCACUGGGGGUAAUGCAUUGUUUUGUAUCGGUCUUUUGUCGGUCUUGUUUCGGUCUGACUGGUCUAUAAACAACUCAUAUUAUGAUUUGAACAAAGAUACGUAAAGGAUAUAUAUCGACAAAGUCGAGGUCUGAAAGGGGGUACAGGGCUUAAAGCUAAACUCUUAUUUAUUUCACGAAACUGAAAAGUGCUGUUGGUUCUAGGGCUAUUAGAUGAAGGAUAUAGGCGACAAUCUUUCAUGAAAGAAAUGAAGGAAUACAGUAAAAUGUUUAUUAUUUGAUGAAAGCAGAUAAUGAUGAAAUCAUAUAUUCCAGGUUUAGACUGCAUAGAUGUUUUUCUAGAUAAGGAAACUAUCGAUCUUUCAUCUCGUAAUUUAUGCACAUAGAGCAAGUAAGAAACAAUCAAGUGUCAAAACAAAUGGAAGUAUUCCAUUUGAUUACGAUAUUGUUGUAUGAUGUAAUCACUUAUACAUGUUGUACAUACACAUUGCGUUUGCACGUAUUCAGUUUAUGAAAAACAAUAUUUUAUACGUAUCGGAAUUCCCGCUAUUGACUCUUUGAGAAAUCUAAAUUACCGAUGCACAAAAUCAUCCUGUUUCUCUUAUCAUUACUCUCUUUGAUUUCAUGCGAGAUUGAUAAUUAUGAUUACUUUCAGGUUUUUGAACUCUUCUACAUCAAGCUUUACAAAGCAUCGUCCGUCGAAGCUGAAGAUGGUCAUGUAAAUAUACAGUAUAUAGUGCUUUUAUGUCGAUAUGGGCAACGAAAACGAGGAUUAUCUACGUUCAUGAAUUUAUGUCGUAUUCAGAUUAUGUCAUAACUUGCGCAAUAUUUAGAGUUUAUAUCAAUGUAAAUAGAAAUAUAGCCUUACAGAUAAUACAAACUUUUCAUUCUUAUAUCAUCGUGAUCUAUAUAUUUCUUAGAAAAAUAUAUAUUUGUCGUCCUCGAGCGUUGCAUUUCUCACGAGAUCUUCAUAUUCGGAUUACUUCAAUUAUUUAAUGAAAUUACUGUGGGUGUGUGUUGAUUUUUUUUUAAACUACCGAGACAACGUUGUGCCCCUCCCAAUAUCAUGACUUAAUUUCUUUCCAUCCAAAAUGAAACUUCCUGUGUUUAUGAUAAAACAUAACAUUUCAAAUUUUGAUGGUUUAAAUAUGGUUGGGGUUAUUCUUUUUAUUCAGAAUUGACAAAUCAUAAUACCGAGUCUCUUACACUAAUACCUUUUUUGGUGGGGGGGGGGGGGUGGUUUGAUCACAAUAUAAUGGAAGUCGCUGAAUAUAAUCAUAAA